UUGUGUUUACUGUUUUUUUAUGUUUAGGCCUACAAUUUGAGUUUAGGUUAGGGCCGACUAAAGUUUACUGUCAUGUUGCAACUUUGUGGAAGAAAAGACAUGAACUUUUCCAAUUUUUCUUGUAGAUAAUCUAGACUAGGUAAUCUCACGAUAUAGCGUCGGAAAUUAUCCGCUAGUCUAAUGGCAAACGGUGAAAGCAUUGCUGUUUCAAGACGCUACACUCAGGUUGUUGAUGCUCAUGCGCACCUAACGAAUGAGUUGCUGAUAGGGGAUAUUGAUAAUAUCAUUGCAAGAGCUUUAGUGAAACAUGUAGCAGCUGCUCUUGUGGUGACAGAAAAUCUUAAAGACUUUGAGCAUGUCAUAGACCUGUAUAGGAGCUUUCCAAGGUUUGUGGUUCCAUGUCUUGGAAUUCACCCUAUUCAGUGUUCCGGAACCAAGGAUGAUGCUGGUAUUGAAAUAAUGAGAUCUGUAAUACUAAAUGACUAUGAAGGUGUAGAAGAAUCUAUUGAAGAUAAUUUAGACAUCAUUGGUGGUAUUGGAGAGAUUGGUUUAGAUUUCACCCCAAGGUUCUGCCAGAAGCCAGAUGACAAAGAAAUCCAGACUCUGAUUCUAACAAAGCAGGUGCAGCUUGCUGAUAGACACAGACUACCAAUUAACGUUCACUCAAGAUCGGCUGGAAGAAAAGCAAUCCAGCUACUUAAAGAACUUGGUGCACAAAAUGUUCUUUUACAUGCUUUUGAUGGUCGUGCUUCUGUAGCAUUGGAAGGAGCUUCAAAUGGUUUUUAUUUUUCUGUUCCAUCUUCAGUUUGUAGAGAUACACAGAUCCAGAAGAUGGUAAAAGCCUUACCUUUAGAUAAACUGUUGGUUGAAACAGAUGCCCCAUGUAUCUCACCAGUGAAAGGGACUGUCAAUGAGCCCGCAAAUGCCAUGGUAUCCAUUGAAUAUAUUUCAAAAAUAAAGAAAAUACAUCUUGAAUACGUAAAGACCAUCACAACAGAAAAUGCUGUCCGGCUUUUCCCAAAGUUGAAAGAUAUCCUGUAAGAAAUUUCUCUUGUGUAAAUAAUGCUGAGUUAUUCUGAACAGAUUUGCAAUAAAAUCUGGGUUUUUUUUU
Physella acuta is the source of this 1111-nucleotide messenger RNA. Its product is annotated as putative deoxyribonuclease TATDN3. NCBI's taxonomy places the organism in Eukaryota, Metazoa, Mollusca, Gastropoda, Physidae. The record is from RefSeq and is a predicted model, not a curated record. Gene Ontology annotation, molecular function: hydrolase activity, acting on ester bonds.